Messenger RNA from Glycine soja, 2316 nucleotides. Its product is annotated as protein CHUP1, chloroplastic-like. NCBI's taxonomy places the organism in Eukaryota, Viridiplantae, Streptophyta, Magnoliopsida, Fabales, Fabaceae. Bases 171 to 2024 code for a protein of 617 amino acids. The record is from RefSeq and is a predicted model, not a curated record. Gene Ontology annotation, biological process: chloroplast organization. The transcript has 6 exons. Gene Ontology annotation, cellular component: chloroplast outer membrane.
GUUUACUGUGCCCUUAAUUUUUCUUCUCCCUCUUCAACACCAUUCGUUCUCCAGUUUCUCUAUCUAACUAUCUACACACAGACAACGACGUCGUCUUUGUCAUGUUUAAAACUCUUGCGAGAUCCAUUCAAUCCUAAACACUGAAGAAAAAUAGAUAAAUAAAUAAAACCAUGGUUGCGGGUAAGGUAAGAGUAGCAAUGGGGUUUCAGAAGUCACCGGCGGCGGCGCAUACUACUCCUCCGCCGCAGAAGAAGCAGCCUCCUCCUCCGUCGCCGUCCACCGCGAAAUCCUCGUCUCACAAGUCCUCAUUCUCUCGCUCUUUCGGCGCUUACUUUCCGCGCUCUUCCGCGCAGGUUCAGCCUCGGCCACCGGACGUGGCGGAGCUGCUCCGCCUGGUGGAGGAGCUCCGGGAGAGCGAGUCGCGCUUGAAGACGGAGCUGCUGGAGCACAAGUUGCUGAAGGAGUCCAUCGCCAUUGUCCCCGUUCUGGAGAACGAGAUCACCGCGAGGGAAACCGAAAUCGAAAGGAGCAGAAGAAGAGCGGAAGAAGCGGAAUCAGAGAACGAGAGGUUGAGAAAGGAAUUGCAGGAACUGAAGGUGAAAGCAGAAGAAGAGAAAAAAGAGAACGAGAGAAAAAUCAAAGCGCUGGAAGAGGAAAUAGCAGAGUUGAAGAAAACGGCGUCGUUUAGUGGUAGCAGUAGCAGCAGCAACAGAACAGAGGCAUUGGAGAUUCACGAGCAAGAAGAAGCUACACAUAAGCUCGUGGAGGUAUCGUUUAGGUCGAAUCUGAUGAGGAGUUUGAAGAAAACAGCGUCAGAUCUCGGAAGCGGGAAUUUGAAAAAAGAGGUUUCGGAAAUUUCUGAAAGGCCACGUCACUCGCGGUGUAACUCGGAGGAACUCGUUGAUUGCUCUGACUCAGUUCUGUUUGGUUCUGUUGGGUCACGGGCGCCACGUGUUCCGAAUCCUCCGCCGAAGCCUACGUCUUCUUCUUCGCCGUCGUCACCGUCGAGCGUUUCCUCCGGCGAAACAGAGCGAAGGAUUCCGCCACCGCCACCUCCUCCGCCGAGGAAGCCUGCGUCGAAUGCGGCGGCGGCACCUCCUCCACCGCCGCCUCCGCCUCCGGCGAAGGCGGUAAGAGUGGCUCCGGCGAAGGUGCGGAGAGUGCCGGAGGUGGUGGAGUUUUACCACUCGCUGAUGCGGAGGGACUCGCAUUCGCGGCGAGACUCUGGCUCCGGCGCAGAGAUGCCGGCGACGGCGAACGCUCGUGACAUGAUCGGCGAGAUCGAGAACCGUUCGACUCACUUGUUGGCGAUAAAAACAGAUGUGGAAACACAAGGAGACUUUAUUAGAUACCUGAUCAAAGAGGUGGAGAGUGCAGCAUUCACGGACAUUGAAGAUGUGGUGCCUUUUGUCAAAUGGCUUGACGACGAACUCUCUUAUUUGGUGGAUGAAAGGGCAGUGCUGAAGCACUUCGAUUGGCCAGAGCAGAAGGCUGAUGCUUUGCGUGAAGCUGCGUUUGGUUAUUGUGAUUUGAAGAAGUUGGUAUCUGAGGCUUCGUCUUUCAGGGAUGAUCCUCGGCAGCUGUGUGGUCCAGCUCUUAAGAAGAUGCAGACUCUCUUAGAAAAAUUAGAACAUGGGAUUUACAAUAUCUCAAGAAUGAGAGAGUCGGCGACAAAGAGAUACAAAGUGUUCCAAAUUCCUGUGGAUUGGAUGCUUGACAGUGGCUAUGUCAGCCAGAUCAAGCUGGCAUCUGUAAAAUUGGCUAUGAAGUAUAUGAAGAGAGUCUCUGCUGAGCUUGAAACAGGUGGUGGUGGGCCUGAAGAAGAAGAGCUUAUUGUCCAAGGAGUUAGAUUCGCGUUCCGAGUACAUCAGUUUGCUGGAGGUUUUGAUGUGGAGACAAUGAGGGCGUUUCAAGAGUUGAGAGAUAAAGCGAGGUCAUGCCAUGUUCAAUGCCACAGCCAGCAACAGAAAUUCUUUUGCAGGUCUGCAACAUAUGAUGGAGCAAACUCAGCUUCAGAGAAUUAGUUGCGCCCUCCCCCCUCCCCAUUUUUCUGUAUUUUGUAAAUAGAAUGGGAAAUAGUAUUAGCCAUCCUUAAAGUGUAGAACACAUUCAUAAAUUCAUGAUUCAUGAUUCGAUGAUUCAUUACUGGAAAAACGCAAAUCGGGUUCCAUUCUAGCACAUGUUGCUGUUGCGAAUACUUGAAGGGGCAAAUCUGCUUCUCUAAUCAUAAAUUAGUUGCUGCUGGGAAACAAGAUAAGAUAGUAAUACAAAUUCUUUUCCAGCUUUGGUAAAUGUUGAUUCGAAUUACUUGAAAAA